AUGAAGGCCGCGCCGCUCAUCAUCAAUUGGCAUGACCAAAACGCCCCGGUCUACUCUGCCCAUUUCGAGCCCGCCGGCAAGGGCCGCUUGGCCACUGCUGGUGGUGACAACCACGUUCGCAUCUGGAAAGUCGACACGGACGGCCCGGACCGUAAGGUUGAAUACCUCUCGACCCUCUCCAAGCAUAACCAGGCCGUCAACGUCGUCCGAUGGGCCCCAAAAGGCGAGGUCCUUGCCUCUGCCGGCGACGACGGCAAUGUGAUCCUCUGGGUCCCCAGCGAGCUUCCACCGACCGGCUUCGGCGCCGAUGCCCAAGAUGACAAGGAGUCAUGGAGGGCCAAGCACAUGUGUCGUUCGAGCGGAGCCGAAAUAUACGAUUUGGCCUGGUCUCCAGAUGCUGCCCAUUUUAUCAUCGGUAGCAUGGACAACAUUGCCCGUAUAUACAAUGCAAACACAGGCUCUCUCGUCCGGCAAAUCGCCGAACACAGCCAUUACGUCCAGGGCGUCACUUGGGAUCCCCUAAACGAGUACAUCGCGACACAAUCCUCCGAUCGAUCCGUCCACAUCUACUCCCUCAAGACAAAGGAUGGCCAGUACACCCUCAGUCAAGACGACAAGCCCCCGAGGCUGGCGAGCCAUAUUAAAGCAGAUCUGCCUCCUCGACGCAUCUCGUCGAGCAGCCCUGCGCCCCCAGACUUUGGUCACCGGUCCCAGCUGUCCGUCGUCGACUCUAGCACGUCGAUAGGCUCGCCCGUGCCGUCUGCGCCGGGCACGCCAACCUCGUUUGCCGUACCCAUGAACCCGCCGAGCGUUGUCAGCCACAGCCGCCGCUCGUCCUUCUCUUCCAGACGAUCUGUCUCGCCAGCUCCUUCCAUGCCACUGCCGGCCGUCAUGCCCAUGGAGGCGUCUCCAAAACCGCACUCGGUGGCUGCGAGUCUGGGCCUGAGCGUCAAGAACGCCAGCCUCUACGCAAAUGAAACCCUGACGUCCUUCUUCCGCCGACUCACCUUUACGCCAGACGGCAGUCUGCUGCUGACGCCGUCUGGACAGUAUCAGACGCAACACCAGAACGACAAGGACGCGAAGCCGACCUACGAAGUCAUCAACACCGUGUACAUCUACACACGCGGCGGCAUCAACAAGCCGCCUAUUGCACACCUUCCCGGCCACAAGAAGCCUUCUGUGGUCGUCAAGUGCUCACCUAUCUUUUACACCCUUCGCCAGUCCCCGCCCUCCACGAAACACAUCACUAUCGACACGUCAUCGUCCGAAGAGCCGCUUCCUUCACUGCCAGAUCCUGUGGCGAAGCCGUCACCAGCAACCUCCGUGAUGGACCCCCCGCCACCGCCGAGCACGGCCGCCUCAGACACCACCAGUGGAUCAAAGUCUGGCAACGUCGAGACGGACGCAUCUACUCCAGGCCCCAAGCCAGCAUUCUCCCUGGCGUACCGCAUGGUGUAUGCGGUCGCCACACAAGAUGCUGUCCUAUUGUAUGAUACGCAGCAAAAGACGCCCAUAUGCGUCGUGAGCAAUCUGCACUGCGCGACGUUCACUGACCUGGCCUGGGCGAGUGACGGCCUGACGCUGGUAAUCUCAUCCUCAGAUGGGUUCUGCUCCACAUUAUCAUUUGCCCCUGGCGAACUGGGAGAUGUGCAGCUCAGCGAAUCCCGCGUCAAGCCAAAAUACCCCGGUGCCGACUCCGACAACCAGCUUUGCUCCUCCAUCACCCUUCCACAAUGGCACACAUCACCAUCACCGAAACUCAGCAAGCUCGUUUACAGCCCCGUCGCCUCCCCCAUCGGCGGCGGCGGUCUCACAGCGGCCCUCUUCCCCCACCAGGUCGAACUCGACAUCUUCUGUUGCCACGCAAUCUUCCUCGGUGCCGACUGGCGUUGUGGGGUCCCUAUGACCACACCGCCGGAAACACCGCGACAGGCGGGAAGCACCACCGCUGGCAUUAAGCGAGAUGCCAGCGAGAGCGAGAAGGAGGACACAAAGGAACCAAAGAAGAGACGUAUCGCGCCCACGCCUGUCGACACAAAGCCAGCGUCCUCGUGA
This is a messenger RNA of Purpureocillium lilacinum, 2058 nucleotides long. RefSeq lists its product as uncharacterized. Gene Ontology annotation, molecular function: protein binding. The record is from RefSeq and is a predicted model, not a curated record. NCBI's taxonomy places the organism in Eukaryota, Fungi, Ascomycota, Sordariomycetes, Hypocreales, Ophiocordycipitaceae. Gene Ontology annotation, cellular component: CAF-1 complex; nucleus. Gene Ontology annotation, biological process: nucleosome assembly; DNA replication-dependent chromatin assembly.